Diorhabda carinulata is the source of this 4611-nucleotide messenger RNA. Its product is annotated as E3 ubiquitin-protein ligase ariadne-1-like. NCBI's taxonomy places the organism in Eukaryota, Metazoa, Arthropoda, Insecta, Coleoptera, Chrysomelidae. The coding region runs from base 336 to 1847 and encodes 503 amino acids. Gene Ontology annotation, molecular function: zinc ion binding; ubiquitin protein ligase activity; ubiquitin conjugating enzyme binding. The transcript is spliced from 7 exons. Gene Ontology annotation, cellular component: nucleus; cytoplasm; ubiquitin ligase complex. The record is from RefSeq and is a predicted model, not a curated record. Gene Ontology annotation, biological process: positive regulation of proteasomal ubiquitin-dependent protein catabolic process; protein polyubiquitination; ubiquitin-dependent protein catabolic process.
AUUCAUUAAAAAUACGUGUUGCCACUUUAUGAAAAAUAUCAGUUUUGAUGCUAAAAAUGUAUACGAGUACCAGCUCAUUUAAGAAUAAAUACAAAUACAUUAAUAUUUCAUUGCCAUAACUUCAUAUUCUACUUUCUAUUAUAAUUUUCAAGUUGAAUUCAGUUUCAAAACUAUAUAACAUCUCUAAUAUAAAGUGUAUAAAACCAAAAAUGACAAUUAUUUUUUUAGAUAUGGCAACUUUGAAGCUUUGAACAUUAUCCUUGUCUUGGUCGAUAGAUAUUGAAACAUUAAAAUUUUUCAUUUAUAUGACGUUGUCUGAUUGAUUUAUAUUUAAAAUGGAUUCAGAAGAGGAAACCUACGAUGAUGUUGAUUCAGGCAAUGAGUCGAGUGGAGAUGAUGUUGAUUUUGCUAUGGAAGUCGAAGUAACUGGGCAUAGAGAAAUGCAAACAGAUUCAGAUGAUUACCCUUUUGAAGUACUAAGUACCGAGGAAAUAGUUCAACACAUGGUAGACUCAAUAAAGGAUGUAAAUUCUGUAGUGGAGAUACCUGCAACUACAACACGUAUUCUUUUAAAUCAUUUUCGAUGGGACAAAGAAAAACUUAUGGAAAGGUUCUAUGAUGGAGAUCAAGAUCAAUUAUUUUCAGAAGCUAGGGUCAUUAAUCCUUUUAAGGAUUUGAAUAUUAGUUAUAGGGCAAAGCCACAAAAGAAAUCUAAUAAUGGUACAGAAGACUGUGAAAUAUGUUAUACUGUCCUCCCCUCAUCACAUAUGACAGGGCUAGAAUGCGGCCAUAGGUUUUGCAUUCAUUGUUGGUGUGAAUAUUUAACGACAAAGAUAAUGGAGGAAGGUGUGGGUCAAACAAUUGCCUGUGCGGCUCAUGGUUGUGACAUUUUAGUUGAUGAUGCUAGUGUUAUGCGAUUAGUUAGAGACUCUAAAGUUAGGCUAAAAUAUCAACAUCUUAUAACAAAUAGUUUUGUUGAGUGCAAUCGCUUACUGAGAUGGUGUCCUUCGCCAGACUGUAGUAAUGCAAUUAAAGUUCAGUACGUGGAGUCUCACAAAGUAACAUGUAAAUGUAGCCAUACAUUCUGCUUUGCGUGUGGGGAAAACUGGCAUGAUCCUGUUAAAUGCCACCUGUUAAAGAAAUGGAUAAAAAAAUGUGACGACGAUUCGGAAACUAGUAAUUGGAUAGCUGCUAACACCAAAGAAUGCCCUAGGUGUAAUGUUACAAUAGAAAAAGAUGGAGGGUGUAAUCAUAUGGUUUGCAAAAAUCAAAACUGCAAAGCAGACUUUUGUUGGGUAUGUUUAGGUCCAUGGGAGCCUCAUGGUAGUUCUUGGUAUAAUUGUAAUAGGUAUGACGAAGAUGAAGCUAAAGCAGCAAGAGAUGCGCAGGAAAAAUCUAGAUCAGCUCUUCAACGCUACCUAUUUUAUUGCAACAGAUAUAUGAAUCAUAUGGCUUCAUUGAAGUUUGAACACAAACUGUAUGCAUCCGUUAAAGAAAAAAUGGAAGAAAUGCAACAACAUAAUAUGAGUUGGAUAGAGGUGCAAUUCUUGAAAAAAGCUGUAGAUAUAUUGUGUCAGUGUAGACAAACAUUGAUGUAUACUUAUGUGUUUGCUUAUUAUUUGCAAAAGAAUAACCAGUCUGUGAUUUUUGAAGAUAACCAAAAAGACCUCGAGAGUGCUACCGAGACGUUGUCGGAGUAUUUGGAGAGGGAAAUUACGUCUGAAAAUCUUGCCGAUAUUAAACAAAAAGUUCAAGACAAAUACAGGUAUUGCGAUAGUCGUAGAAAAGUUUUAUUAGAACAUGUUCACGAAGGCUACGAAAAAGAGUGGUGGGACUACAAUGAAUAAAAAUGUACAGAGCAUCCGUUCCUCCGUAACUAGUAUUUUAGUAUUGAUAGAUCUUAAUACUUAGUUACCUCACAGAACAGAAGAAGAAUCGUGGAAUUUUAUUUUACAGUGUGUUAUUAGUUUUAUAUUAAUUCUCAGUUUUUUAUUUAUUAUUUUAAAUUCUUCUUUUUGAAUAUUUACUUUUGGGAACAUUAAAUAUACCUCAGUAGUAAUCCAUAUUUUGGAACAUAACUGAAUCAUAUUUUUCUUUAUAUUUUUUGGCUUGUUUGACACUUUAUACUUUUCACUGACAGUGUAAAUAAUUUAUAUGUAUAUUUGUACAUAAUUGAAAAUCUAUUUUUAUUUUAAACGGGUAAUUUUAGCAACCAUGUUUUUGGAUUCAUUAAAAAUCAUUCAAUUUUUAACCUUCAACAUGGUUUUUAAAAUUUCUUGGAAGAGUGGAAAAAUGGAAAGUAUUGAAUUUGUAUAUAUCAAAUUCUAUCAUGGUUUUGAAUGAAACUUUAUUUAUAGACACAAUGUAAUUAUUGCUUUAAAUUUAGAUAAAUUAUAAAACUGAUUUUCACAAUUAAAUUUUCAAAGAAACAAAGGAAAAGUUGGUCGUAAUUAUCAAUUGAAAUGUCUAUAUUUUAUUAUUACUGUGUUUAUACUAUUUUUUUUUAAAUUUAUUAUUCAUACAAUCUACUGUAUUGUUUUGGUUAUAUUGUUAAAAAUGGAAAUUUUCUAAUAUAACAAAGUUGAAUUUUAUAUACUUUUUACAUACCAAAAUACUUAUAUUAUCUAAUAACUAAGUGAAAUAUGAUUUCAAUGUAUCAAAUUUUCUAUUUGAACCUUGAAAGUUUCACUUAUUCAUCAUUAUUCAACAGUCCUUAUAAAGAUUAAAGAAUAGUUUCUUCUGCUUUUAAUCCUUCUGUAAACUAUAUUUUUUUCUUUAUUUGAAAAACCUGCUUGAUUGUAAUUGUACUAGGAAUGCGCUCUCUCUCUGUCUCAUAGUUAUGUUAAUAGCAUCUAAUUUCGAGUGGUAUUGUGGGUUGAAGACUCAAAUUAAAACUGUAUUAAGAAUUUUUAAAAUGCUAACGUUUCGAUCUUUUAUUUGAUCUUUAUCAAGGCUAAGAAUAUAUGGUACAUUACAACUGAAACGUUGAGGAAGAUAAACAAGUAGUAAAAAUUUUGAAAUUAGAAGUAAAAUCAGUUUACUGUAACAGUAUAAAACUCUAUAUAUGUAUAUAUAAGCGAAUAGAACACACUGUAUGUGAGACAAAAAUUUAGACAAACCAUAUAACAUAAAUCCGUCUAGUGGUCACAUACGGAUUCGAGAAAUAUAACGACAACUGAGCAGAUUUUGACUGCAGGGAACACGAAAGAUUUUUGGCCCUGUUUCGACAAGUAAAAAUUAGUUUUAACGGAAGAGGUUUGUGAAACCUAGUUUUACCUAGUCAAAAUUAGAAUAAACUGAAAACAAGUUUUAACUGUAACAUUAUACCAUUUUGUUAUUACGUUCUUGUUAAUUUUAUAUAUUGUGACAUCCAGAAACUUGAUUUUAUUAUUGUAUUCGAUUUCGAUUGUGAAUUGAAGUUUUCUAUGAUAAUCAAAUUUUUUAUUUAUGUUUUCAAUUUGAUUCUUUGAUACGGUAGGAAAAAGAAAUAAAGAAAAUAAAUAAAAAGAAAGAAAUGGCGAAAUAAAAAGUUGCUCUUCCCAAGAUCUAAUUAGAUUAUUUUUUUUUUUUUUGAUAAGAAUUGAUUGGAUCUAGUUUAAUUUUUUUUUGUAAAUUGCCUUAACGUUUAAUAAUUUCAUCAUUUUAUUAUUAUGAAUCUUCUGAUUCCAUAAUAAUCGUUUUAUUAGAUUAACCUGCUCUCAAAUUUUGUGAUUUCUUUUUUGAUUGAUAAAUUCUUUGGUUAAACUUAUAUUUUUAGGUUUGAUAUUGGUCUGUUGUUUUUUGUUUUCCAAUUUAUUUUUAAAAUUAGUGAUAAUAUUAUGAUGAUAAUAAACUAAGGCAAAAUUAAUUUUUCUUGCAUCCAUCCAUAUGUGACUAUGGGACGGAUUUGUAUCAUAUGAAGCGUGUCCUAUCCAUUUAUAUAUACAUAUAAAGAUUUUUAUAUUGUUAAACUAAACUUAUCUGAUUAUUGUUUUACUUAUAUAUUCACAAUCUUUUGUUUACUUGUUUAUCUUCAUCAACGUUUGAGUUAUAUUGUACCAUAUAAUUUUAGAUUUGAUAAAGAUCGAAACUUUGGCAUUUUAAUAAAACGUUUUAUUUUGAGUCCUCAACCCACAGCACCAUUCGAAAUUCACAUUUAUAGGAAGGACAAUAAUAUCAAGUUAACACUACCUGCAAAUACUUCUGUGUCUGAAAUGAUUAUUUUUCUAAACCAAAUAAUAUCAAUUAUUGGACAAAUUUGAAUGAAUAUGAUGUAAACAGUUGGAAAAAUAUGAUUCGUUAAUUUGGUUGUUUAUUCAUAAUUUUGAGGACUGUUUUUUGGAUCAUAUUCUUGAGAUGAGAAUAAAAAGAAAAAAAAAUAAAUAUAAUAUUCAAAUAUUUGACAAAUAGUUUCAGAUUAAAUCCGAAUUAUGAAUGGUUUUAGCUCCAAAAACUGAAAAAAUAAAUUAUCUUCAUGAGUGCCCUGUAUAUUUAUAGAUCUUACAUUUGUGUGUAGUUUACCAUGCUUAGUAAAGUUAAAUAAUGCGAACACUGUAAACUUUGGCAUACGCAAUAUUCCACUUGAUUGUACAUAUGUGUUCAUAUUGAAAAUACAAUAAAUAUUUAAAUUAU